This is a messenger RNA of Drosophila takahashii, 4090 nucleotides long. RefSeq names its product alpha-Mannosidase class II b (gene alpha-Man-IIb). Gene Ontology annotation, molecular function: alpha-mannosidase activity; carbohydrate binding. Gene Ontology annotation, cellular component: Golgi membrane. NCBI's taxonomy places the organism in Eukaryota, Metazoa, Arthropoda, Insecta, Diptera, Drosophilidae. Gene Ontology annotation, biological process: protein deglycosylation; N-glycan processing; mannose metabolic process. The record is from RefSeq and is a predicted model, not a curated record.
AGAACACAGUCCAAUUAACGAAGAAGAAGCCCAGCAGCCAGAUCAUCCCGGGGAAUUCCAGCCGGCGACCGGCAAACGCAGUCCACUGACCAGGAUGUCAUUCAAGCUCUUCCGCCGCGGAUCGGCGCGCUGCAUCGGCCUGCUAUCGGCAUUUGUGACGAUCCUGCUCUGCCUGUACUACAUCUCCAUUGGCCAGCCCAAUCCGACGCCCAUUUCGGAGACGGGUGCUCCAUCGGCGGCGUUGCGGGGAUCACCGCUCAAUGGCCUAACCGGUUUCAGCAUUAGCGGAGGAGGCUCCUCUUCACUGGCCCACCAACAGAAGCUGCACACGGGCAUCAUCUCCAGCCAGAAGAGAUCGUCGGAAACAAAGGCGGCGGCGCCAGCAUCGGGAUCUCCGGAGGUGCAAUCGAAGGAGCAGGAGGAUGAGGAGCAGUACGCCAACAGCAAAUGGGGCGACAAGUGCUACGAGCUGCUCCAGAGCAACACGAACAUAACCGCCAGCGAGGAGCACAGCAAGUUCGACUUUCAGCCCGAAUGGAUGCGCUCCAAGGAGUACUGGGAUCGCGGCUUCGAGGAGCGCUUCGAUGCCCAGAAGAAGGACAAGCAGCGGCCGCCACUGAAGAUCAUAGUGGUGCCGCAUUCGCACAACGAUCCCGGCUGGCUGAAGACUUUCACCAAUUACUUCCAGUCGGACUCUCGGCAGAUCCUCAAUCUGCUGGUCACGAAAAUGCAAGAGUACACGGACAUGACGUUCAUCUGGUCGGAGAUCAGUUUCCUGCAGCUGUGGUGGGACCAGGCACAUCCCACCAAGCAGCGGGCCCUUAGGCGACUAAUCGACUCCGGUCGCAUCGAGAUCACCACCGGCGGUUGGGUGAUGACCGAUGAGGCCAAUGUGCACAUCUACCCCAUGCUGGAUCAGCUCAUCGAGGGUCAUCAGUGGCUGAAGAACAACCUGAAUGUGACGCCCAAGGUGGGCUGGUCCAUCGAUCCCUUUGGCCAUGGCAGCACGGUGCCGUAUCUUCUCUCGGGUGCGAAUUUCGAGGGCGCCAUCAUCCAGAGGAUUCACUACGCCUGGAAGCAGUGGUUCGCCCGCCAGCAGUCGGGUGACUUCAUCUGGAAGCCCUACUGGAGGGGAAGGAGUGGCCAGAAGGAGAGCGAAACCGGGAGCCUGCUCACCCACAACAUGCCCUUCGAUAUCUACUCGAUCAAGGGCUCCUGCGGCCCGCAUCCCUUCAUCUGUCUGAAUUUCGAUUUCCGCAAGAUUCCUGGGGAAUACACCGAGUACUCGGUGAAGGCGCAGUUCAUCACGGACGACAAUCUGGAGUCCAAAGCCCAGUUGUUACUAGAGCAAUAUGCGCGGACAGCCUCUCUAUUUCCGCACAACGUGGCGCUCAUUCCGGUGGGCGAUGACUUCCGGUACAACAAGGAUCGCGAGGUGGACCAGCAGUAUCAGAACUACAAGAAGCUCAUCGAUCACAUCAUGGCCAAUCGGCGGCUCUACAAUGCGGAUAUCCGUUUCGGGACGCCCAGUGAUUACUUCGAGGCCAUCAAGGAGAGGAUGAAGGACCGAUCGCCGGGCUUUCCCAGCUUCAAGGGUGAUUUCUUCGUCUACUCGGACAUCUUCUCGGAGGGCAGACCUGCCUACUGGUCGGGUUACUUCACCACACGACCCUUCUAUAAGCUUCUCAGCUCGGAGUUGGAACACCAGCUGCGUUCCGCCGAGAUUGUCUUCACGCUGGCCUACAAUACGGCGCGCCAGGCGAAGCGGGAGAAUGCGAUCAAGAUCUACGAGAAGAACUACGAGCUAAUCAUCAAUGCCAGGCGGAAUUUGGGUCUCUUCCAGCACCACGAUGCCAUCACCGGCACCUCCAAGGCGGCCGUGAUGCGGGACUACGCGAUGCGCCUGUUCGAGAGCACCCAGAACAUGGUCAAGAUGCAGGAAUCCUGCCUGGAACUCCUCGUACAGAAGGGUCAGCCGCGACAUCACGGCUUUCUGCUCAGCGAAUUCGAGCGGGAUAACUUCAAUAAGCUGCCCCGGAAGAUGCCCAUCCAGAUGGCCAAUGGAGACGAGUCCACGCCCACUGUUUCGGCGGGUGAGGGUGGGGCAGGUGGAUCGCCAGCUUCCUCGGGAUCGGUGGGCAGCUUUGUCCUGUACAAUUCACUGGCCCAGAAGCGUCUCGAGAUCGUCACUCUGCGCGUCCUGCAUCCCAACGUGAAGAUACUCAACGACAAGGGCGUGGAGCUGAGUCACAUCCAGAUCAAUCCGGUGUGGAACAUCACGGAUACCUAUGAACAGGGUCUGGGCACAUCCGUAUCGGGGACUAUGGGACGCAUACGCACCUCGACACGGCAAUUCGAGGUCAUGUUUGUGGCCGAACUGGAGCCCUUGUCCUUGAGCACCUAUCGCGUUCAGGUGGACGAGGUCAACUUCAAGCGGAACAUAGCCACCAUCUACUGCGAUGACUGCACGGAGGCGGCGGCGGCAGCCGUAAGUCCGCCUGAAAUCGAAGCUGAAUCCUCGCCAGCUCCGGUUUUCGAGGCACGCGGAAAGCCAGCGGGCGACAUCCAGUUGGAGAAUCCCCACAUGCGCCUGCUGUUCGACGAGAAGAGUGGCUUCCUCAAGACCAUCACGCGCAAGAACCAGAAGAAGGAGCUGCUCAAGCCGCUGCAGUGCAACAUCAAGUUCGCCGCCUAUCGCAGUGCCCAGUUCCACUCGGGUGCCUAUCUCUUCAAGACCGAUCCCGAGCAGAGCGAGGCCGAGAAGGAGGUGCUCGAGGGCUACACGGAUAUGCGGAUUAUCAUUACCUCGGGCCCGAUUGCCAGCGAUGUGACGGUGAUCUACGGACCCUUCUUGGCCCACACAGUGCGCAUCUUCAAUACCCGGACUCAUUUGGAUGCUGCUAUAUAUGUGGAAAAUGAUAUAGACUUUGAGCCGCCACCGAAAAAUCGGGAGACUGAGCUGUUCAUGCGUCUGGUGACCAACAUAGAUAAUAUUGCCCAGGUGCCGCUGCAGCGGGAUCCGCUGAAGGAGCCAGCCGAUGCGGCCACCAUGCCCGAGCUGCCCAUCUUCUACAGCGAUCAGAAUGGCUUCCAAUAUCACGAACGCAUCAAAGUGCCGGCCAUUGGCAUCGAGGGCAACUACUUCCCCAUCACCUCGGGCGCCUUUAUCCAGGACACCCGUCUCCGGCUCACCCUGCUGACCACCCAUGCCCAAGGAGCCGCGAGCUAUGAGCCCGGCCAGCUGGAGGUAAUGCUGGACCGGCGCACCCUGUACGACGAUUAUCGUGGGAUGGGCGAGGGCGUCGUGGACAGCCGGCUGACGCGGCACAAGUUCUGGCUACUCGUGGAGGAUCUGCCUGGUGGUCAGCAGGUGACCCAACCGCCCAGCUACAAGGUUCUCAGCCAGCAGGCUCAGCAGCUGGCCAACGCGUUGCGUUACCCACCGAAUCUGUACUUUGUGAGCAGCCUGGAGCAGCCGGAACUUUCGGCAGGCUUGCUGCCUUUGGUCAGGCUGCUGCCCAAGGGAGCGCUGCCCUGCGACGUCCAUCUGACCACCCUGCGCACCCUGUCCGAUCCCGAGCUGCAGCUGUUUCCGUCCGCCUCGGCGCUGCUGGUCCUGCAUCGCCAGGGAUUCGAUUGCAGCGUGAGUGCUGGCCGGGAUCUGUCCAUGGAGGCCGUGUGUCCGCUGUCCAGCAAGGGAUUGGGCAAUGUGCAGCUGGGUCGGCUCAGUCUGCACACCAUCGAGGCCACCAGCUUGACGGGGACGGAGCAGAAGGCGACGAGGGAUAGCUUCCACAUCCGAUCCCUGGCCGAGAUCAGUCUGGAGCCCAUGGAACUGCGCACCUUCAAUCUCACUUUCCGCUCGGAGGGUUAGGGUCUCCAGUCUAUACAGUCUAUUUAGCGGAAAUAUUUAUUGAUAUUUAUUUGUGGCUUAGUUCUAAUAGCUAGUGGGUAACGCCAAGUGCAAAGUUUUCAGCUUUAUUUAGUUCUCGUCACGUCUACUCUCUGUCUCCAACAGUUUUGAAAGUACAAAGCACACGACAUAGGUUAUAAAACAAACAACAGGGUGGUUAGGUUAUUAUUUUGUUUG